AUGAUGAAAAACUUCGUUGUUUUUGAGAAAUUGGGAGAAGGUAAUAUAAAAUUCAAUUUUGGUGUAGGAUCGUUUUCUACGGUGUUGAAAGUUAAAAGACAAUCAGAUCAAUAAGAGUAUGCUAUGAAGAAAGUGAGAAUGGGAUAAUUGAAGGAAAAGGAGAAAGAGAACUCGUUGAAUGAAAUUCGAAUAUUGGCUAGCAUCUAACAUCCAAAUAUUAUAGGCUAUAAGGAAGCAUUUUACGAAGAAUAAUCCUAAUGUUUGUGCAUUGUAAUGGAAUAUGCCGAUUAAGGAGAUUUAUAAUAACAUAUCUAAUAGCACAUUUAACAUAAGCAAUACUUUUAGGAAAUAGAAAUCUGGAAAAUGAUUUAUUAGGUUUUAUAAGCCUUGCGAACGUUACAUCAUAUGAAGAUUCUACAUCGAGAUUUAAAGUCAGCAAAUGUAUUUCUACACCAAAGCAAUUACAAACUUGGAGAUAUGAAUGUUUCUAAAGUUGCCAAAAAGGAUUUAGUAUAUACUCAAACAGGAACUCCCUAUUAUGCCAGUCCUGAAGUCUGGAGAGAUUAGCCUUAUGAUGCAAAAAGUGAUAUCUGGAGUUUGGGUUGUGUGGCAUAUGAGAUGGCUGCACUUAAGCCUCCCUUCAGAGCUCAAAAUAUGGAAGGGUUGUAUAAGAAAGUGCAAAGAGGAUUGUUUGAACGAAUUCCGUCUAAAUUUAGUGGGGAAUUGAUGAACAUUAUUGGAUUAUGCUUAUAAGUGCAAAGCAAAUCAAGGCCUUCUUGUGCUUAGUUGCUAAGCAAUCCAAUUCUUUUAAGAAAUGCUAGACAAUAUAUUACUGAAAGUAGAAUUUCUUAAUAAACUUAAUCAUCCUAGGCUGGUUCCAAUGUGCUUCUAUAGACCAUUAAAUUGCCUAAGAAUUUGAAACAUCUCAAAGAGAAACUCCCUAAAUCCAAAUAUCUAAUUGAGAGUGCCAAUAAAUCAUAUGAUGAAUAUUAAGUGAAUAGUUCCUUGCUGCCUAAGAUCAAUAAUCCAAAAGAAAUAAGACCGCAUUGUUCUGUUCCACCGUUAAAGAGUGAUAGAUAUCAAUAAUAAUAACAGGGACAAAUCAAUUCAUUACAUGAGGAUAGAUCGAAAUCAAUUGCCAAUUCAGUCCAAAUGCUUGAGAUGGAAAGAAUCAGACAAAAGAAAUUACUAGAGAAAUAGCAGAAUUUAAAGAUUAGUGUAAUUCACUAGAAUGCCAUACCUUACAUCAAUAGUUCUUCUUCUCAAAUCCAAAAUCUGUAUGUAAAUAAAGCACCUAAUCAUGAACAAGUUCAAUAGAAGCAAUACUCAGAAGCACCUAAACCCAUUUGGUGGGGAUGA
Messenger RNA from Paramecium tetraurelia, 1359 nucleotides. RefSeq lists its product as uncharacterized. The transcript is spliced from 2 exons. NCBI's taxonomy places the organism in Eukaryota, Ciliophora, Oligohymenophorea, Peniculida, Parameciidae. Gene Ontology annotation, molecular function: ATP binding; protein kinase activity. Gene Ontology annotation, biological process: protein phosphorylation. The record is from RefSeq and is a predicted model, not a curated record.